Molecule: messenger RNA, 561 nt
Organism: Soboliphyme baturini
Lineage: Eukaryota; Metazoa; Nematoda; Enoplea; Dioctophymatida; Soboliphymatidae
Source: the annotation of a GenBank genome assembly
AUGGACGAUGGUCUUGGGGCGACGAACAGCCUUUCAGACCUACUGCAGAUGUUGCUCGAUAGCCAGAAAAACCUGAACCGGCAUGCAUCCCCGCUAAUGUCGGUUCUCAGGACGCUGACGCAAGAGGUGGUUGAAAACGUUUCACUAUUCCUGGGAGGAUAUCAGGAAAACGUGUAUGGUUGGCUACGCGUAGUAAAGCUGACAGCAGUCAUGCAGCGUUGGACCGACGAUGUCAAGUUGUGGCUGGCAAGUGCAGUGCAUGGACGAGGUAGUGAAUUCCGUCGAAGAUCGUUCGGUAGGAUCUUUCUACUAGUGGUAGACUUUCCUGAAUGUAAGCCCAGAAGCAAGCACCGUUUGAGAGAGGGGGUGAGCUACGUGUGCGAGAAGCUGGAGAUGCUGGAGAGUAGUCUGGCACCAUUGACGCAGGAAGAGAAAAUCUGGCAUGUAGUGUUUUGGUUGGCUAAUGCUUACCAAGCAACGGUUGUCGUCGCUGGUAGCCCUUGCAAGGUCGCAGGCGUGCUGCGUAUCCUGCAAGCAUUAGAGGAGCGUAAAAAUCACUGA